CACUACAGAGCGCGCAGGAAACAGGGAGACUAUGAGAAAGCGCAGUCGCUCCAUUCAACCACAUGGUUCCUCCGCCGCACAGAGCAGCUGCGCUGCAGACAGCCAGGUUCACUUAGGGGACUGCAGCCCACACAGGCGCGUCUUACGCCUCGCGGGGCGAGUUUUCAGCAGGACAGGCAGUUGAAAGUUGUUGCCAAAGCUGUUCCAGGAUGUGUUUCUGGUCUCAGUGAAUCGCACUGGUUAGAAGUUGAGAUACUAAGAGUAUCCCUGAAACGGUCUGAACUGAAAAGAAAGACGGAAGAAACUUGGGUGAACUUUUUGCGCCUGAAAUAACAAGUGAGGAAUAUUUUUUUUUUUUUGAGAAAGCUAUUUCAAGGCUUCCUUUCUUUCUUUUUUUUUACAAGCACUCCGAAGUUUGUUAGAGACACUUUUGGAGGAAGGGAUGGUACAGCACAUGAGCCAGGCGGAGAGUGCCCACGCGCACUCUCCCGGCGGGGACUCCACGGACACGGGAGAGAUGGACUUGGAGAUGGACGCGUCUCCGAUCUCCGAGUCCCCGUCCUCCCGCCAGCGGAGCGACUUGACGUGGUGCAAAACCCCCACGGGCCACAUCAAGAGACCCAUGAACGCGUUCAUGGUGUGGUCGCAGAUCGAGAGGAGGAAGAUCAUGGAGCAGUCGCCGGACAUGCACAACGCGGAGAUCUCCAAGCGGCUGGGGAAGCGCUGGAAACUGCUCAAAGACACCGACAAGAUCCCGUUCAUCCGCGAGGCGGAGCGGCUGCGGCUCAAACACAUGGCCGACUACCCAGACUACAAGUACCGGCCCAGGAAGAAGGUGAAGACGGGCGGCGGGGCCAGCAAGCCGGCGGAGAAGAGCGGGGAGCGCAGCGCCAAGAGCGGCGUGAAGCGGAGCCCCGCGUCCAAUAAGGGAGCUGGCAGCAGGACUCACAACAAGCUGGCGGGGGGCGUGAAGAGCAGCCCGGGGCAGCAGGACUCCCCCGCCGACCACCAGGCGCUCUUCAAGUCCAGGUCAGUGUCCGGGGCCAGGCUCAUCCCGGAGAAGCGCGCGGGCGAGGCGCACGGGCGGCGCGCUCACGCGUUCAGCGGAGCGGGCAGCCUGGAGAGCGGCCCCCCCUCAGUGGGGGUCCCGGCCAGUCCCACCCUGAGCAGCUCGGCGGAGUCCAGCGACCCGCUCAGCCUGUACGAGGAGCACAGCCCCGGCCCCAGCUCCGGCUCCGGCCCCGGCGAGGCGGCGCACACCGCGCGCCUCCGGUACGCGCGCGCGUGCUCCCCCACGCCGUCCGCCUCCCACUCCUCCUCCUCCGUGUCGUCCUCCUCAUCGGACGAGGAGUUCGAGGACGAGCGGCUCGAGCUGAACCCGAGCCCCGGCUUUGAGGGCAUGUCACUGGGCGGCAUGGGGUUCUCCGACGCGGAGCUGGACCGGGACUUGGACUGGAGCUUCGGGGAGUGCGGGGCGGGCUCGCACUUUGACUUCUCCGACUACUGCACGCCGGAGGUGAACGAGAUGAUCUCAGGAGAGUGGUUGGAGUCCACCAUCUCUAACCUGGUGUUUAGGAACUGAAGGAGCCGCUGUGGAGACGCGAGCGCAGCCGCAGCCGCCGCCGCCGCCCCCCUCCUUCGUUUUUGAACCCUUCUAUAACCCCCUCCGAGACGCGCGUGUUUGCAUCCAGACCAGAAUAUUUCCGCCAUUAUUUCACUCCGGUGAAAAAAUGGGAAAGAAAAAGGUGGCCUGAGCCCACGUUGCCGCCGAGGUACGCGCGCCGCUCACAGACUUGGACAGCGCAUGGCGGGAGCGCGCAGACGGGGGAAAUGCUUAGUUUGCAUUUGGACACAGAGGAGGAGUGAAUGUAAGCAAGGAGCAGAGACGCGCACGGACUAAAGCGCAGAUGUUGAACCGACCCGCGGAGGACUGAGGCUGAACUCUUGAGAACUCUUGAUGUUACUUUGGGGCCACAUUUGGGGUUUUAUUUAAGAUAUAGCCAAUUUACAUUGACCAUCAAGUUGCUAUUCAGGUGUAGUUCCCUUUUCCCUCCAAACUCCGAGUCGUAUUUAGUAUCAACUCGCAUGCCCUCCAACAAGAAAGGAGGAUUUAGUUGUUGUUUAAUGCAUAAAAUGAUCAUUGCUGCGUAGUUGCGCAAUUUGUGUGACAUUAGGACACAAUUCACUAUCACCAGCUUCUCUCUCAACGGCAGGACUUAAAAGACUGACUCAAAACUUCAGAAACCCUUUCUGAACUUUCUUCUUUUUUUCUUUCUUUUUUUUUUUUCCUUUUAAACACUCAGUGCACAAUUCAGGACCAAUGUUCCGCGAUGCGUAUCCUUUUCUGCCUAAAGCUCCAACUUUGUAAUUCCCGUGUCAGAUGCUGUUUUUAUAUAUUGAUGUCUUUAUACCGGCCAAACGUUUUUUAUACAUAGAAGUAUUGUUCUCAAACAGGUCCCGUUUGUGUUUGUGCACAUACACCUGUCUGUAUCCAGCGCGGAAGGGCUAGAAGUGUGUCUUAUUCAUAAACUUCUCUCACUUUUAAUGAGAUUUCGAGUGUGUCAUGAUUUUCUACUUGUAUUUUUGUACAAAAUCUAUAGAAACCGGCGGGUGGGCGGCAGGCAGGGAG
This is a messenger RNA of Cololabis saira (Pacific saury), 2629 nucleotides long. It is a transcript of the gene sox4a, whose product is annotated as SRY-box transcription factor 4a. Bases 443 to 1582 code for a protein of 379 amino acids. The record is from RefSeq and is a predicted model, not a curated record. Lineage: Eukaryota; Metazoa; Chordata; Actinopteri; Beloniformes; Belonidae. Gene Ontology annotation, molecular function: RNA polymerase II cis-regulatory region sequence-specific DNA binding; DNA-binding transcription activator activity, RNA polymerase II-specific. The transcript has a single exon. Gene Ontology annotation, biological process: positive regulation of transcription by RNA polymerase II; anatomical structure morphogenesis; cell differentiation.